AUGGCACGAUAUUUUGAUGAUGUUAUGAUGCAAAUGACAACAAAAUUAUGGGCAGCACAUUAUAAUCAACAUAAUCCACCGAAAAAAGUUGGUAUUAUUCAAAUGAGUGUAUUAGAAUUUAAAGAUCGUGCUGGUCGACCUUAUUAUCAUUUAGAACGAUUUAUUGAUGGAAAUUAUAUAAAAUAUAAUUCAAAUAGUGGUUUUGUUUGUGAUGAUACUAUACGUCAUACACCACAGGCAUUUAGUCAUUUUACUUUCGAAGCAUCAUGUCAUGAAUUGAUUGUUGUUGAUAUUCAAGGUGUUGGUGAUUUAUAUACUGAUCCACAAAUUCAUACGAGCCUUGGUGUUGAAUAUGGCGAAGGUAAUCUUGGUAUUCGUGGUAUGGCAUUAUUUUUUUCUACACAUGAAUGUAAUCCAAUAUGUAAACGUCUCAAUUUAACAUCAUUUGAUCUAUCACCUGGCGAACGUAAACGUCAUACACAACAACAGUCAUUAAGUUCAUCAAAUGCAUCAAAACUUCCAGCGCAAACAAUAUGUCGCGGUUCGGAAGAACCAUUAAAUAGUUUUUCAAAGGUUUGUUCAUUAUUUCGACGACUUCGUUCACCAUCGUCGAUAUCAGAAGAUGAUUCCGAUGGUUAUGUUUCUGAAACAUCAUCAAUUACAGCUACUACUGAUCGCAUAUAUAAUCAUAGUUUAUCGUUACCACAACCUGAACAAUUGAUGACAAUAUUUAAUGAUGAAAAUUUAUCGUUAUCAAGAUCAUUUAAAGAAACUAAAAUACCAUUAUUAUCAACAACUAGUUUGAAUAGUCCAUCACCUAAUUGUUCAUCACCUUCACAAUCUAAUUUUAACUUUAAAAUUGAAGAUAUUUAUAACGCUCAAAUACCAAAUAGUUAUGGAGAUAGUCAACGUCCAUCAUCAGUUAUGCUUGAAAAAACUGAAAUGAAAAAACUUAAAGAAACAUCUACUUAUGAAAAAUAUGAAAGUAUUCUUGGACAGAUUCAUCUUGAAGUGUGUAAAUGUUAUCAAGUUGGUAGAUUUAGUGAAUUAGGUUCCGAAGAAUUUGAUGAAGAAUCAGCAUUUUUUCAUCUAGAACAAGCAGCUGAAUUGUGUAUUAAAGAAGCGAUAUUUAUAUUAGCAAAAGUUUAUUUAGAUUUACCUCGUGAUCUUUUAUCACAUUAUUGUCCAAUGGAUCAAGUUAAUCAAAUCAGUAAAGGUUUAAAUUUAAUGAUUCGUGCUAGUGAAUUACAUGAAAUAGAAGCAAAUCUUUAUUUAGCACAACUCUUUGAUAAUGGUGUUGAAGAAUCUUUGGAAGCAGAUUGGAAACAAGCAGCUGAAUAUUAUGAAAAAUAUAUUCGUAUACGUGAAAAUGAAUCGAAUAUUAUUGAUGAAGAUAGUGAAACUAAUGAAUCAGAUCAAACUAAUACAAUUCAUAAUGAAAUCCCAUUUCAUGAUCGUCAUGAUACGGUUGCUCGUUUAGCUACUUUAUAUAAAACAGGUGGAUAUAAUUUAUUAUGCAACUAUCGGAAAGCUGGUGAUUUAUUUAAUAAAGCAGCAGAAAUGACAACGGCAGCAAUGAAAGGACGUCUUGCAAAUAAAUAUUACAUGUCAGCUGAAGAAGCUUAUGGAUUAGAACCAGAUAAUGAAAGUGAAGACAGUUAA
Messenger RNA from Rotaria sp. Silwood2, 1662 nucleotides. The record is from the annotation of a GenBank genome assembly. Lineage: Eukaryota; Metazoa; Rotifera; Eurotatoria; Philodinida; Philodinidae.